AUGCUUGGGCCUCUGCAGCCUUCCCUUCUCUUCCUCCCGCUGGCUUUCCAAGCUGCAGCUGCAGGAUCCUCCGGAGAAGAGUCGGGGCCCAUGAGGCUGAACAGGAUUUGGGGAGAGUCAGUCACUUUCUCUCCUGUGGUUCCAACAGGAACGUGGGUUACCAACAUAGUCUGGAAUGCAAAAACAAUUAUAGCAAUUGUGGUACCAGGAAAACAAGCCUCCCUCACUGUUAUAGAUCAAAGUUACACAGAGCGACUGAGAGUCUCUGAUGGGAGCCACUCACUGGAAAUCACUCACCUAAGCCAGGAGGACACAGGCACAUACACAGCACAAAUAACCAUACAGGGAAUGACUAAACCCAUCUUACAGAGAUUCGCCCUGCACAUGUACAAACGACUGACAGAGUCAGACAUCAAAAUCUUCCCCGGGCAGGACUCUGUGCUCACUGUGAAUGGGAUGUGUAACGUCACCCUGCACUGCACCCUCCAGGGGGGAGGAGAGGAUGUGAGCUACACCUGGAACCAGAUAGCAGAGAGCACGGUUGUCUCCAGUGAGGGAUCCAUUUUCAUCUCGCACAGACUGAGAAGUGGAGUCUCACCUGUUACCUGCACAGCCAGGAACCCUGUCAGCAGCAGCUCAAAAUCAAUUUCUCUCCAGGAAUUUUGUGAAGGUUUCGCGAGCAGUCCAGCGAGCUAUUGCCAGGUGAAGGGGAUUCUCCUGCUGGUGGUGCUGGGCGCCCUGGUCACAGCCAUCGUCAUGGUGCACGUCCUCAUCCGGGACAAAGAGAGGCUGGAUUGA
This is a messenger RNA of Chelonoidis abingdonii (Abingdon island giant tortoise), 798 nucleotides long. The record is from RefSeq and is a predicted model, not a curated record. Lineage: Eukaryota; Metazoa; Chordata; Testudines; Testudinidae.